GAAUUGCAAUUUCAAGCCACGACUAUCAAACUUGAUAAUACGGAUUAAGAAGUAUUCACCGGUUUAACUUCAACAAAUAUGAAGGCUGCUGUUUUGAAUCUUGCCGUUGCGGCAUCCUUUGCUGCCAGCGCGGCUGCCCAGCCCCACCACCACGGCCACCAUCACCACAAGAAGAAUGCCGCGGCCGAGAAGCGCGAUGUUGAAACUACCUAUGUUCCUGCUACCGUCACCCAGUACGUGCUUGACGAUAAGGUAGUGAGCGCCGACGAGGCUAAGAAUGGGUUGGACAAGGGCCUCUAUGUCGUCGUUGGCGAGACUACCCCUACUUUCACCCCCCCUCCCCCGCCUGUUGUUACUAGCAGCUCGUCCUCCAAGAGCGAUGCAGUCUUCAUCCAGAAGGUUACUUCGAGCCCUUCGUCUUCUGCCGCUCCUACCACAACUUCUUCCGCCCCUGUCGCGACCUCUUCGAGCGCCGAUUCCACCGGGUACGCCACUGGUAUCGAUGCUGACUUCCCCGAUGGCAAGAUCAAGUGCGACCACUUCCCUGAGGAGUACGGUGCUGUUCCUCUUAACUGGCUUGGCCUUGGUGGCUGGAGUGGUCUUCAAUACACACCCAGCUACAAGUUUGGUGACUUCUCCAUCAGCUUCAUCGAGACUGGUGUGAAGGGAAUGGCCAAGAAGGUUGGAUUCUACUCCUAUGCUUGCCCCGAAGGAUAUGUCAAGUCUCAAUGGCCCAAGGCUCAGGGAAGCACUAAACAAUCCGUGGGUGGAUUGUACUGCAACAACGAUGGCUAUCUCGAGCUUAGCCGUCCCGAAGUCAAGACUCUUUGCGAACCAGGGGUCCCGGGUAUUACCAUCAACAACAAGAUGCAGAAGAAUGUAGCCAUCUGCCGUACCGACUACCCCGGUAUCGAGGCUAUGGUUAUCCCCGUAGACGCACAGCCUGGCGCCGUCCGCCAGCUGGCCAAUAUUGAAUCCACCGACUACUACUACUGGGACAACAAGCCUACUACUCUGCAGUACUACGUCAACCAGCCCGGUGUCUCAGUCGAGGACGGAUGUGUUUGGGACUGCGCUGAAGACCACGACGAGUGCGGUAACUGGGCUCCCACCAUUCUUGGUGUUGGCAAGUCCAGCGAUGGCAACACCUAUAUUUCUCUAUUCCCGAACACGCCUACUAGCAGCGCUAAGCCCAAGAUGAACAUCAACAUUACUGGUGAUGUCAGCAUUCCUUGCUACUUCCAGGAUGGUGAAUACGCAAUUGGCAGCAGUGGAUGCACGACUACCAUCCCUAGCGGUGGCAAGGCCGUUGUUACGUUUACCGAUGCCUAAAGGAGUGCGAGUUGGAGGUUGUUUUCUGUCAUACUGGUCUAGGUUUUAUAUUGCUUUCUAAUGGAUACUUGCUAUAUUUCGCCCCAGUACGACAGAAUAUCAGAGGCGCGUUUUGUCAUGUGGGCGAUGUGACAGAUUUAAUUUUUAUUGUGUAUAUUUCAGGCUUUGUGGCUAGGUGACGCCGGACAUACCUUGAUUUGCGUUUUUGAUCGCAGAUGGAUGGGUUGUUGCGUGCGGGAGUUGGAACUAGGAGACGUUUCGCAACAUCUCGAGAUGGCAGCUUCAGAGUCGAUGAUUUGAUGCGAUAGUGGAUAUGUCCCCUAUGUUACUCGCCCGAUGUAUUCUGUAUAGAGCCUCUGACUAGUUUCCCUCACUUAGAGUUUACAAAAAAGGGCACACUUCACAGGCCGUAAGUUAUAGUGGAUGGGAGUCUCGGAAGACGAGUCGGUGGAGAGGUGGUUAGAGGGAUAUUGGGAGUAUACUCUGUGGGCAUGUUAGUAGGACAGGGCUUGGCACGGAGAAUGAAAAUUUCAUAAAACAAGUCAAUUCUAUUUGUUUAAAACUCGCGGCAUCUCUGUAAUAUCUGAGUACACUAACACUACCUAACAUAUCUUGUCUUUUCGUUAUUUGAGUUUGUAUUGUAGAAUUAUCAUAUACACAUACAUACGUAUUACCUUCUCGAAAGUGAG
Messenger RNA from Daldinia decipiens, 2021 nucleotides. Its product is annotated as SUN-domain-containing protein. Gene Ontology annotation, cellular component: fungal-type cell wall; cell surface. The transcript is spliced from 2 exons. Bases 79 to 1332 code for a protein of 417 amino acids. The record is from RefSeq and is a predicted model, not a curated record. NCBI's taxonomy places the organism in Eukaryota, Fungi, Ascomycota, Sordariomycetes, Xylariales, Hypoxylaceae. Gene Ontology annotation, biological process: fungal-type cell wall organization.